AUGAGCCAAUUGUAUAAAAGAAAAUGUUUAAUUUUUAUUUUUGUUUUUGGAAUUGGUGGAUUUGGUAAAGCUUGGAAGGUAGAAUACAAAAAAUAAUGGUUAUAUAUAUGCAAUGAAAGAAAUGUCAAAAGCACUUUAUGUUAAUUGAUUUAGUUUAGAUUUAUUGAAAAAAUAGUGUUAACUCAGUUAUGA
Molecule: messenger RNA, 192 nt
Organism: Paramecium octaurelia
Lineage: Eukaryota; Ciliophora; Oligohymenophorea; Peniculida; Parameciidae
Source: the annotation of a GenBank genome assembly